Molecule: messenger RNA, 1521 nt
Organism: Xylaria bambusicola
Lineage: Eukaryota; Fungi; Ascomycota; Sordariomycetes; Xylariales; Xylariaceae
Product: chloramphenicol resistance protein
Exons: 4
Coding region: 1-1521 (506 amino acids)
Biological process (GO): transmembrane transport
Molecular function (GO): transmembrane transporter activity
Source: RefSeq, a predicted model, not a curated record
AUGGUAACUUUAGGGCCAGACGAAAAGCCCAGAGCUCGCUCUUCGCGUGACAACCCUGCACCCAUCGACCCCAACUUAGUUGAAGGGGCUGAUCAAGAAGACCGAUACUCUCUUUUCAACCCGGGAGAAAAGAAGCUCAUUACGGCAAUCAUCGGUUUGUCUAUGAUAUUCUCCCCGUUGACUGCCAACAUAUACUUCCCCGGUCUGGUUUUGAUACAAGAAGAUCUCAAUAUCACGCCAGAGCUCGUCGAUCUGACGAUUACGUCGUACUUGAUAGUCCAGGGAAUCUCGCCGGUGUUGUUCGGCGAUGCCGCGGAUCUCUUUGGUCGACGUCCUGUGUUCAUCGUUAUGUUCUCGGUGUAUGUAGUAGCGAACAUCGCUCUGGCGCUUCAAAACAGCUUUGUGGCGUUGCUCGUCCUGAGAAUGGUACAGAGUUUAGGUUGCUCUGCCACGAUCGCCAUAGCGUAUGGAGUGAUAGCAGAUGUAUCUACUCCAGCAGAGCGAGGCUCUAUGCAAGGUGUUGCAAUCACGGCUGCCAAUGUUGGCCCUGUCCUGGCUCCCGUUAUAGGCGGGGCUUUGGUUAGCCAGGCUGGGUGGCACUGGGUGUUCUGGUUUCUCCUUAUCGCUGGAGGCGUGGUAUUGAUCAUGAUUGUGAUGUUUCUGCCCGAGACAGCGAGAAACAUUGUUGGCAAUGGGAAGGUAUUGCCAGCAAAAUGGGGACAGCCUCUCGUGUCUAUCAUAUUCGGUAUCAGAAUGCCGAAGGCGAGCCAGACCUUUGCAGCUGAACCACCACAAAAACGGCCAGCUCGCAUGCUUAACCCGCUACGUUCGUUUCGUAUCUUGUUUUAUAAAGAUUCGUUCAUAGUUCUCCUUCUCAGUGGUAUCUUCUAUCUCAUAUACUACUGUGUUCAAGCGUCUAUCACCAACAAAUUGAAGGAGAUUUACGGCUUUGACGAGUCUGUUAUUGGCGCUUGUUAUCUGGCGAUUGGAGUAGGGGUGAUAAUAGGUGGCUUCGUCAAUGGAAAGGUAAUGAAUUACAAUUACAAGCGCCAGGCUCGAAGUAUUGGUCAUCAAGUUGAUAAAGUGAAAGGCGACAACUUGCAAGACUUUCCGAUCGAGAAGGCGAGAACAAGGUCAAUGGUAUUCCUAAAUGUAGCGCAUCUAGCUACACUUGCGGCUUAUGGCUGGCUUCUUCAGAAACGAGUGCAUGUUAGCGGACCUCUCAUUCUACAAUUUGUAUUAGGUGGCCUUGAAACAUGCAUUGUUCAGACUUUCAACACCCUCCUGGUAGACAUAUUCCCCGAGACUCCGAGCACGGCGGCGGCAGCAGGGAACAUCGUGCGAUGCGGGUUAGCAGCUGCGGGCAUCGCGGGACUAAAGCCACUGAUGAGCUACAUAGGAAAUGGCUGGUACUUCACUAUGCUUUCGAUUGUUGGGUUUGCAGUCGGCUCAGUUGCAACCUACAUUCUACGGAGAUUUGGGAUGAGCUGGAGACUCCAGCGAUUUGAAGCUGAGAGGUGA